ACUGAGCUUGCACCGUCCGUGUCAACAGGCCAUGGGAAAGAUCACUUUCUACGAGGACCGGGGCUUCCAGGGCCGCUGCUACGAGUGCAGCACCGACUGCCCCAACCUGCAGCCCUACUUCAGCCGCUGCAACUCCAUCCGCGUGGACAGCGGCUGCUGGAUGCUCUAUGAGCAGCCCAGCUACUCCGGCUGCCAGUACUUCCUGAGGCGCGGCGACUACCCAGACUACCAGCAGUGGAUGGGCCUCAGUGACUCCAUCCGCUCCUGCCGCCUCCUCCCACACGCAGGCUCCCACAGGCUGCGGCUGUAUGAGAGAGAAGACCACAAGGGCCUCAUGAUGGAGCUGAGCGAGGACUGCUCCUGCAUCCAGGACCGCUUCCACCUCAGUGAGGUCCGCUCCCUGCAUGUGCUGGAGGGCCACUGGGUCCUCUAUGAGCUGCCCAACUACCGUGGGCGGCAGUACCUCCUUCGGCCCCAGGAGUACAGGCGGUACCACGACUGGGGGGCCAUGGAUGCUAAGGCAGGCUCUUUACGGAGGGUGGUGGAUUUAUACUAAAAUAGGUUAACACUACCAUUUUCUCAUUUUGGAACCUAAUAAAGUAUUUAGUCUGUAUUGUUGGCAA
Messenger RNA from Octodon degus (degu), 623 nucleotides. RefSeq names its product gamma-crystallin C. Lineage: Eukaryota; Metazoa; Chordata; Mammalia; Rodentia; Octodontidae. The transcript has 3 exons. The coding region runs from base 32 to 556 and encodes 174 amino acids. The record is from RefSeq and is a predicted model, not a curated record. Gene Ontology annotation, biological process: lens development in camera-type eye; visual perception. Gene Ontology annotation, molecular function: structural constituent of eye lens.